Molecule: messenger RNA, 687 nt
Organism: Meloidogyne enterolobii
Lineage: Eukaryota; Metazoa; Nematoda; Chromadorea; Rhabditida; Meloidogynidae
Source: the annotation of a GenBank genome assembly
AUGAAGUCUAAGAGCAUCUACAACAUUGCACUCGCUGUCACGAUUCUUCUUUUGCUGCUGCUUGGAGGAAAGGUCAACAACACCGCCACCGCAGAUGGAGAAGAGGAGGAUGAAGUGCUGCAAGCAGAACAGAACGGAAGACCCGUCGGCCUGGCAGAUCACAUCUUGAAAAAGGAUAAAGUGACACUUGCUGAGGGCUCAAGAUCUGCAGUUACCGAAGAAGACUACGAGGAGUAUAGGAAGAACUCUCCUGAUGCAUGCGAUGUUAGACUUGGCGAAAAGAAAGGAGAGGAUGGAUAUAUCAUUGUUAGCUACUCCAAGAACUCCAAAGCGGCGCAAAAAGGGUGCACUUUGGAUCUCUUCACCAAUCUUGAGAAAAAGAUCGAGUUCGAGACUUUUCUGAAAAAUGAUAAUGGUGGCGGUCCUGAAGGAUGUGUGAAGGAAGAGGAUGAUAACUACAAUGACAAUGUACUGCCCUUCGCCUACAGCCAUCCAGCCGAUCUAUCAGAAAUCCUAAAAGAACCAAUUCAAGGAAAGUCUGGCAAAGGCUGUAACAGUAAAAUCUGUUUAGAGGAAACCUGCAUCCAAAAGACGGGCCUUGAGCUUAGAUGGGUCACAAUUAAAAAUGAGACUAUCGAUUAUGUCAACCUUCUUCUCAAUCCAAGUAAGAAAACUAGAUUUGUUUAA